UCAAAAUACACGUGUGGAAUAAAGUUUCAAUCGAUGUGACUUCUGUAUUUUUGGAAGUGGAAGAGCCUUAUAUAUAAUGACAUCAACAUGUUCUAUUAAAAGGGUUGAGGGCCGAAAAGCUGUCAUUGCUAAAUUUACCAAUGGCCGACUUAAAGAGGGGAAAAGCCAAGUUCUAAAGUUUAAACAUUUAACCAAUGGCGAUGUAUUGGAAGAUAAUAGUAAAGAUGAUAAUAUCAUAUCAAGAAGUGUAUUAAUAGCAAAAAGAGAAACAGAUACCUGUCAGACAUAUAUUGGUGAUACACAGAACAAUAGUCUUUCAUCACAAUUUUAUAAUUAUUAUGUUGGUGUAAGAAAUAAAAGAACUGGUAAAAUGAAAGUAUUUGAUGCUGAACUCUUUAAUAUGAUUCCUGAUGUAAAAGUUGACAGUAUGAAAGAAGAUAAGCUAGAUAAAUUAUUACCAAUGACAUAUACCGACCAGAUGAAAGAAUUAACCAAAGCAUUUGGUAGCACCAAACGCCAGCGCCUGGUAACUCAGGCCCAAAAGAAUGAAUUAAAAGAAGAUGUGUUGGAAUCAGCUAUUGGGAAUGCUGUAGAUCACGCUGUUUCUCAGGAGAAUUACACAGAAAUCAUGGCUAAAAAACCUACAGAUGAUUCGAAUAAUUGUAUACCUACUCAUCAUUUAGAUACUGAUAAACCUGAAGAUAUUUAUAAAGCUGAAGAAAUAAUUGGAGGUAAAGAAAUGGCAGCUAUAACUAAUUUAACACAGAAAUUGUUUGAUUUUACGUCAGAAGAUUUUCAGAAUGAAGAGGGAUUUGGACACUAUAUUAUGAAUCGAUUGCCAAUUUUACCGCUAGAUGAAACAAGACGCUGGGAGAAAUGUAAAUGUUUGUUGUACAUACAUUGUUUGAUUGUAUUAUAUAGAAAAAAGGCCAAUGAAUUGAGAGCUAAAGACAUUUUACCUAAAGCCUGGCCAGAUAUAUUAAAACAGUCCUUGUUAAAUAAUUUCACAUUAAAAAUUGAAGGAGAUGGCAAGAAAAGGGCUUCCAGGUGUAUGUCAGUACGAAUGAAAGACAAAAUUAUUCUCCAUAUUCUGGUCUUAUGUCUUAUAGUUGAUAAUUUUACUUUGGAAUAUUCUGAUAUUCUGAAAGAUUUAAAAAUUGGUGAAAAAAGGAUGCCUUUAUUACUAAGAAGUGUUGGUUGUCAGAUCAAGUCUAGAGUUGUCAAUAAAGUCAAUGUUAGAACAGCACAUCUUACAGCUCCCUUACUGUUACCAUCACAAAAUUUAUUGUCUUCAAAACGCAAAUAAAAAAGUUGAUUGUU
Messenger RNA from Lottia gigantea (owl limpet), 1320 nucleotides. RefSeq lists its product as hypothetical. The coding region runs from base 77 to 1306 and encodes 409 amino acids. NCBI's taxonomy places the organism in Eukaryota, Metazoa, Mollusca, Gastropoda, Lottiidae. Gene Ontology annotation, biological process: transcription elongation by RNA polymerase I; RNA polymerase I preinitiation complex assembly; nucleolar large rRNA transcription by RNA polymerase I. Gene Ontology annotation, cellular component: RNA polymerase I complex. The record is from RefSeq and is a predicted model, not a curated record. The transcript is spliced from 11 exons. Gene Ontology annotation, molecular function: DNA binding.